AUGACCACUGGCAAUUUGGUGAAUUGGGUAUUUGGGUUUGUGUUAAUUUUUAUCUGGGUUAGAGAAGUGAAUUGGGGCUUUACUUUGGGGUCUUGGGAAAGAGCUGAAUCGUUUUUUCCCCCCCUUCAGGAGGUGAUACAUGAAUUGCUACUGAGUUUUGCUGAAGCUGGAGCUAAUGUGUUGAGACUAAAAGGAGGGGGUUUUCUUGGACUUGCUUUCUUCCUCACUCAGUUGAGCCAUAUUAAUUCUCCUGCAAUGGCUGUUCUAUGUAUGGCAUGCAGUCAGGGAACUGAUGCAUUCUCACAAUCUGGUCUAUAUUCAAACCAUCAAGAUAUUGCUCCACGAUAUUCUGGUGUCUUGCUUGGUCUGUCCAACACUGCAGGAGUGCUCGCCGGCGUCUUUGGAACGGCAUCGACUGGCUACAUCUUGCAACAUGGUUCUUGGGAUGACGUAUUCAACGUCUCAGUAGGCCUUUAUCUGUUUGGAACUGUUGUCUGGAAUCUUUUCUCCACCGAAGUAGCAGAAUGCCAAGAAAUUCAAUUUGGAAGGGCUAAAGAAGGAAGAAGGCCAUAUGUUAUUCCUGUUGGUGGAUCAAACUCCCUAGGAACCUGUGGAAAUGAGAAGUAUUUCCUAUUUUCUGUCUGUGAUGACCCUGAUUACUUCUACGACUAUGUUCAAGGCCUACUUGAUGGACUUGAGGCAGGCGUUGAUUCACGUGAUAUUGUUAACAUUCAAAAUGACAAAGGUCUGGGCUAUGCAAUAAACACGUCUCAGGAGCUUAAGUUUGUCACGGAGAUUGCUGCGACCACUGGGAUUGUUCUAGAUCCAGUUUACAGUGGCAAAGCUGCUUAUGGAAUGUUGAAAGACAUGGCUGAGAAUACAAAGAAGUGGGAAGGAAGAAAGAUCCUCUUCAUACAAAGAGAUAUUUGUAAAUUGCGAUUGUGGAGAACGAUUGAGAAGAACCCAAAUAAAUGCGCAGACGAAUACUUGGAUGGAAUCGAGGAUUUUAUUGAGAUUGCACGUAGACACAACCCGGGUGCAACUAGAAUCCAUUGUCCUUGUAGAAGGUGUAAUAACACGUUGUGGGAGACAAUUGAAAAUGUUGGUUUUCAUUUAGUAAGGAAUGGAAUGAUUGAGACAUAUAGCAUUUGGAACCUUCACGGGGAACAAUUAGACAAUGCUUCAUCUUCAAAUGCCACAGGGGUAGACAAUAUUGAACCUAUUGUGGAUCCUAAUGAACAAGUCAUGGAUAUUAUAAAUGAUGCUUUUCCAUUUGCAUCAACCAACAUCAAUCAGGAAGGGGAAGAUGACGUGCCUACUCCAAUGGACAGUGCAGAGUUCGAACAAUAUGAACAACUGUUAAAAGUGCCAACCAUGAGUUAUACCCAGGGUGCGAGAGCUUUUCCGUUCUUACGGCCAUUGUGGAGCUAA
Molecule: messenger RNA, 1431 nt
Organism: Prunus armeniaca (apricot)
Lineage: Eukaryota; Viridiplantae; Streptophyta; Magnoliopsida; Rosales; Rosaceae
Source: the annotation of a GenBank genome assembly